UUGAAAGAGAGGAGGAGGAGGAGGAGGAUGAGGAUUUGAAAGAGGGGGGCAACACAAACAAGAGAGCUGUGACUGAUUGUGUGUGUGUAGUGGAGGAGAACAUAUUUUACAGCGCAGGACCGCGCCGUAUGUCGCUUGGAACUGGAAACAUUUAUUGCCUGGGUGGACUGUUAGCAUCUUCUGAUGCUGUCCGCGGACCAUGAGAGAAGCGCUGACAAUGAGAUUCGCAUGGAAAGCUAAAAUGCUCAUUAUGGCUCUCCCACAGAGCUCUGUGCAAGACCGGGGGGAGGAAGUGGAGGAGGGGGCCAUAUACAACGUGACACUGAAGAGGGUCCAGAUCCAGCAGGCUGCCAACAAGGGAGCAAGAUGGCUGGGGGUGGAGGGAGACCGGCUGCCUCCCGGCCACACUGUGAGCCAGCUGGAAACCUGUAAGAUCCGGAGUAUCCGGGCGGGAACACUGGAGCGUCUGGUGGAGACCCUGCUGAUUGCGUUUGGGGACAAUGACCUCACCUACACCAGCAUAUUCCUGUCCACAUACCGCGCCUUCACCAGCACGCACACCGUGCUGCAGUUGCUGCUAGACAAGUAUGGAAUCCCAGAGGAUAGAGGACAGACUGAGCGAUGUAGACCCUUUGAAACCAAAGGAGCCAUUCGAACUGCCCUGGCCUCCAUCCUGCGAGUCUGGCUGGACCAGUGUCCAGAGGACUUCCAGGAGCCUCCAUCCUACCCCUGCCUCCAGAGGGUGAUGACCUACCUACAGAGGACCCUGCCUGGAUCAGAGCCCAUGCGUAGAGCCCAGAGUCUACUGGAGCAGCUGAAGGCCGAGGCCAGUCUGGAUCUAGACUCAGAGGGUUUCUCUGGUGGUUUCCACAGCAACAGCUCCUUCUGCUUGGGUGAGGAUGAGGGAGUUGAGAAUGGGGUCCAGGAAGACUUCCUGUCAUUUGAUGCAGACUUGGUGGCCGACCAGCUGACCUAUAUGGAUGCGUUGUUGUUCAAGAAGGUGGUUCCUCACCACUGCCUGGGCUCCAUCUGGUCCCAGAGGGAUAAGAAACAGAACAAGCACAGUGCUCCCACCAUCCGUGCCACCAUCACCCAGUUCAACGCUGUGGCAGCGUGUGUGGUGAGCACCAUACUGCACCGACGCCAGAUCCGCCCACACCUCAGGGCACGGGUCAUCCAGCGCUGGAUAGACAUCGCUCAGGAGUGUCGCAUGCGUAAGAACUUCUCCUCACUGCGCGCCAUCGUGUCUGCCCUGCAGUCCAACCCACUCUACAGACUGAAGAGGUCCUGGUCUUGUGUACACAAAGACAGCAUGUCUACGUUUGAAGAGCUAUCAGACAUCUUCUCAGAUCACAACAACUACCUGACCAGCCGAGAGCUACUGAUGAGGGAGGGCACCUCUAAAUUUGCCAAUCUGGAAGGCUGUGCUAAGGAGCACCAGAAACGCACUCACAAACGACUCCAGCUGCAGAAGGAAAUGGGUGCCAUGCAGGGGACGAUACCUUACCUGGGCACAUUCCUGACAGACCUGACCAUGCUAGAUACUGCACUGCCAGACCUAGUUGAGGGGGGGCUAAUCAACUUUGAGAAGAGGCGAAGGGAGUUUGAAGUGAUGGCUCAGAUCAAGCUGCUGCAGUCUGCGUGUAACAGCUACUGUCUUAGUGCUGAUGCUACCUUCCUGCGCUGGUUCAAGAACCAGCCCCAACACAGCGAUGAGGAGAGCCAUGCUAUGUCUUGUGACAUUGAAGGAGUGGGAGACAGCAGUCCAACCUUACCCAAACCUCGCAAGAGCAUGGUUAAGAGACUCAGCCUACUGUUCCAGGGAGUGGACUCCUCAGUGAGGGAAACACCUCGGUCGCCCCCUACUGGCAGCUCAGGGGAGAGCAUGGACUCAGUCAGUGUGUCGUCCAGUGACUCCAGCCCUUCAGACAGCGAGGGCCUGGGCAUGACACCUAUACACACUUCAGAUGCACAGCAAAACAAGUUGUCCGAGUCUUCCUCCUGCACUUCUCUCCACUCCAUGGACACUACCUUGUCCUCAGCCAGUGUUCCUGUGAUCCCAGCCUCGCCCUCCCUCCCUAGCCCACCCUGCAUGCACUGUCGCUUGGACUCCCUGAUGCCCAUGUCCACCUCCCCCUUCCCCCCUGCCUACAACACCCAGGCCCAGGACGCCUGCAUCAUCAGAGUCAGCCUGGAGCAGGGCAACGGCAACCUCUACAAGAGCAUCAUGUUGACGAGUCAGGAUAAGACUCCAGCAGUGAUCUCUAGAGCUGUGGCCAAACACAUCCUGGAGAGUGAGCCUGGGGAGGGAUACGAGCUGGUGCAGGUCAUCUCUGACGAAAGAGAACUGGUGAUUCCUGACACCGCCAAUGUGUUUUACGCCAUGAACACCUCAGCCAACUUUGACUUCCUGCUGCGUGUGCGAGGCACUGCGGGGCGACCGGUCCAGCUGAGGAGUCGAUGCGCCUCCACAUUCCCCCGUGCCCAGCAGCGCUCCAGCCUGUCGCUGCGCCUCAGCAAGGUCACCCUGUGACCCCCGGGACAGGGGCACGAGGCCUGGAGGGACCCAUUUUAUUUUUUACAUUUUUUAUCCAGAGCGACUUAGAGUAGUGAGUGCAUACAUUUUCGGACCCCAGACUGGAGGGGCUGGGAGUGGCGGUGGGAGACUGAAAAGGACCAGACAUGGGGAAUGAAUGGAAGUCAAUUAGUUUACACUCUGAAUUCCCUAUUCCCACAUCUCCUUUCCCUAAUCAGACCCCCACCUCUUAGUGCAACCUCGCCCAGCAUCCCUUCCAGUAGCAGCCUGUGGCCUUCCUGUUCCUGGCACGUCCCCCAAACCCCUAUGGACUAUUAUGGAUGUGUAGUGGGACAGUGGUGCCAUAUAGAAUAUAUGUGGCAGAGCAAGACCGUCUUACCCCCCCCCCCCCUCCACAUGAAGAGGUUUUGCACAGGCAGGAAGAGUGACUCCUGCCCUCCAUCAGUAUUCAUCUUUUUUAUCGACUUUCCUGUGGAGCCUGUAUGUAUGUUUCCUAUUCAAAGGGAGAUGGGAGCCUGGAAGGAGAGCGAGACUAUGUCCAGUCCAGUUGCCUUUAUUAACGGUGAUGAAUGAUGGACUUCUGUGUCAUUGUUAAUCUGUGUGAUUGAUUGACAGGAGCUGUGUGAUGUCAUUGUCUUUCUUCUUUGUUUCUGUGAUUUCAUAGUGUGCACUGUGUGUACCACACGGGACUGCACCUCUCGUAUUGUGAACUGUGUGAUGAAUGCCAGUAUAGAGGCAUUCUGAUAGGUUACUACUUGGUUUUAACAAGUUAUUUCCUUUUGAUAUUGUUUAGCUGUCCCCUCUCACCUUUAGGGUGUAGUGACACAUAGGAUAGGUCUAUGUGAGGACCGGAUUGCGCUGCCUGCCACGACGAUUAGCAGUCCUAAUAGAGAUGCACUUGUUAGUGGUUAGGUGACGUCAGGAGGUGGAAAGCAGGUGGAAUGAGUGACAUUUACAUUUUAGUCAUUUAGCAGACGCUCUUAUCCAGAGCAAUUUACAGUUAGUGCAUUCAUCUUAAGAUAGCUAGGUGGGACAACCACAUAUUUCAGUCAUAGUAAAUACAUUUUUCCUGAAUAAAGUAGCUAUCAGCAAAGGCAGUGCUAGUAGGGGGGGAAAGUGUGAGUGUUAGUUCACGAAA
Coregonus clupeaformis (lake whitefish) is the source of this 3674-nucleotide messenger RNA. RefSeq names its product ral guanine nucleotide dissociation stimulator-like 1. Bases 200 to 2533 code for a protein of 777 amino acids. The transcript is spliced from 17 exons. The record is from RefSeq and is a predicted model, not a curated record. Gene Ontology annotation, cellular component: plasma membrane. Gene Ontology annotation, molecular function: guanyl-nucleotide exchange factor activity. NCBI's taxonomy places the organism in Eukaryota, Metazoa, Chordata, Actinopteri, Salmoniformes, Salmonidae. Gene Ontology annotation, biological process: Ras protein signal transduction; positive regulation of GTPase activity.